Messenger RNA from Drosophila kikkawai, 1926 nucleotides. Its product is annotated as E3 ubiquitin-protein ligase KCMF1. Gene Ontology annotation, biological process: synaptic signaling. Gene Ontology annotation, cellular component: plasma membrane. The record is from RefSeq and is a predicted model, not a curated record. Gene Ontology annotation, molecular function: zinc ion binding. NCBI's taxonomy places the organism in Eukaryota, Metazoa, Arthropoda, Insecta, Diptera, Drosophilidae.
AUCUUCUAAAAAUCAGUCGAGCGCGCCCUGCUCCCGGGGAGUUUUGAAUCUCCACUCAGUUUCAGUUAAUAUAUUCAUUCAAAUAUCGUUGUGUGCGCAUUUGUCGAUUUGAAGAUAACCCAACCCGCCCGCUGAGCACCAAUCCUCUCCACGCAGACGCGAUUGAGAAAGAAUGAACCGCCACGAGGGCGUCGUCUGCAGCGGAUGCGGAAAGGUGGAGUUCACGGGCAGGUGCUACCGUUGCCUGAGUUGCCGUGACCUGGCCAUUUGUGCGGAUUGCUACGACAUUGACUUCACCACCGCCGACCAUCCCUUUGACCAUCCGGUCAAGUGUGUCUACACGCCGUCGGAUGUGGAGCUGUAUUUUGGCGGGGAGUACAUCACUAGCGAUCCGCCGCAGAGCUACCGCUGCCCGUACUGCAAGCAGUGGGGCUUCAACGAGUCCACAUUUCUGGAGCAUGUUUCGGCGCAGCAUCCGGGUGCCAGUCCACUGCUGGUGUCCACAAUGAUCACGCUCUUUGAGCAGCAGCAGGCGGCCCGCCUUUUCCUGGAGGACGAGCAGCUGGCCUCCAUCUCGGCGGCGGCGGUUUCGCGCAACGAGCAGAUGCGCCGCUCAGUAGGCUCUCUCGAUCUUUUCUUGGAACAGCUAAAUCCAGAUGGCAGUUACCUUCGAGCCGGACAGUCAGUGGGUACUCAGGCGGUCAGGGGCAAUGAGGUGGCCAGAGAACGGUCCAACCGCCUGAGACGCUCGGCUGGUCCACCAGCAAGCAGAGGCAGGCCGCACAGUAUCCCCCUCAUAAGGGCAGCUCUUCCGCCCCCGGCAUCAGGAACGAAUCCCUCCAUUCCACCCGCCAUCAGUAUCAGUAGUCCGAACUCCAGUUCGCUGGGCUCCGAGACAUCCAACCGUCGCCAGGAGGUGAUGGCGCCGCGCUAUAUAAUCACAGAGUCUGGGCACUCCCGGCUGAAUUUCGUGGUGGCCGGGAUGGAGGUGCCAACUACGCUGCGUGCAGCUGCCCAGCAGGUCGUCGCCUCCUCGGCACAACCUUCAACAUCAACAGCGAGCUCGCCGCUCAUUACACAUCCCACGAUGACUGAGAUGAUGCGCUUCUACGGCGGCAAUCUAUCAAUGCCGCACGAAAUGAAUCCCCCCGCCAGCCGAGCCAACCGUUCCAGACAGAGAUCUGUGCCCUGGCUGCAGCCCGCAGGUGCAGAUCCCUCGGCUUCCACAGCGGGAACCGGUCGAGGCGUCAAUAUUUUCGGCCCUGUUUCCCACUUGAACCAGUCGCCAAACUUGGCCAAUAGUAUUCAUAUGACCCCUAGUUCGCGACAUCCACGUGAGACAAGACACCGAACAUCUAGGAUGCUGCCGAACGUCCCAGGUAAUAAUAGUGGCGGACUAAGCCUGCAACUGCUGGCACCCUCCACUCAUUCCCGGACUUUGGCAGUUCGCUCUGUGAACUUCAGUGACCAACGGAUGGAGGAUAGCGAGAUGCUCAACCUAAAUCUGAGUUCCACCGAGACGGCGCUUCGCUCGUUAAAUAUCAAACCGGCAACGGAGGCCAAGGAAAGCGACAAGGAGCGCGAGCGCUUCCUGUGCUACCGCUUUCUGAAGUCCAGCCCGUCGCAGCCGGCCGACGAGCAGGCUGCUUUUCUGGAGCAACGCGCCGAGUUCGUCGCCCAGCUGAUCUCAUCCGCCUUGUGUGACGAUGAGCUCCAGGAAUCGCUUUCUUCGGAGUUGACCCUGAAGUUACCCACAAUAUCGAGCAGCGACAAAGCAGGCGCCGGGGAUGCCGAGAAGAUCCCUCCACUGUGAUCGACGCUAACUGUUUUGUGUACCCUUCUUCUUAUACCUUUUUUAUGGUUUAAAUUAUCUGUUAAAAUUGAGAAAUAAUUGGAAGCCAGUAAAUUGAUGGCGUUGUUGAUUAA